Molecule: messenger RNA, 846 nt
Organism: Talaromyces stipitatus ATCC 10500
Lineage: Eukaryota; Fungi; Ascomycota; Eurotiomycetes; Eurotiales; Trichocomaceae
Exons: 6
Coding region: 1-846 (281 amino acids)
Source: RefSeq, a predicted model, not a curated record
AUGGCCGCAAUCACCAUUGCAAACAAGCGGGCUGGUGUUUUGCUGCAUAAGUUGAUCUUGCUAGAGUUGAUCCUGGCCAUGGCCCACGGAACCUUCACUUUUGUCCCCGAACCAGCGUACGGUUGGUAUCUGGCGUCGACAGCAACUGGACUGAUUAUCUCCUGGUCACUGCAUAAUGUGAUUUCCUGGAUGAAGAACCGGCUGUUUAUGGGCCGCCGCCUUUCGCUGUUCUAUAUUGGGGCAAUUAUCCUGGUCCAGCCGUACUGGGCGAUUGAGAUUUACGCUAAUUUUGCCUACUUCAACAAUAUUAAUGUCCUAGUCUAUGAGAAGAUCCGGCCGUGGGAAGCACUCUUCCGCGAUCCCUGGUGGAUAUACACAACUUGUAAUCUUUUCUGGGUGGUCAAAACCUAUUACAAUUUCGGCAUCUUGGAGUUAGUGCAGGAAUGUCCGCGCUUUGGCCUGAUGCUGGGAUCCAUGUGCCUCUCCAUCGCAUGUAUGGGAGCGGACAUUGCGAGCGUUACUGGGGCUCUCCGCUCGGCGAUGCCCUUGGGGACCAAUCCAUUCUGGAAGAAAUUAAACUAUAGGGCCCAUCCAACCUUUGGCGCUGAGCAUCCUUUCCAGAACACCCGGGACGGUCCGAUAUCAUACGAGUAUCUCAUGGUAGGAUUAAAUUUCGGUAAACCGGGCCUGUGUACUCCCUCAAUCUCGGAGCAAAAAGCAAUUCAGGCAAACUCGCAAAGUGAGGUCGGGCAUGCCUUCCACCGCGGACUCUCGAAGGCGUCGGGGUGCUCUCACCUGCGAGACCUGUCGAGCGAGGCGUACAAAAUGCGACGGCCUGCUAUGUGA